AUGUCAUCUACCGGGGACAUGGGCACAGGUAAUACAUUGCCCAUUACAACAAGAAAAAAGAGGAUCAUUGGUUCAACAGGCUCUUUGCAUGAAACUUAUGGCGGUGGUGGUUGUUUUAACGAAUAUUACCACCAUAACCACCGAUGGCAAGUGUCGACGGAUGGAUGUUCCGUGAUAUGUAGAAGAAUAAAGUCUUUAUUGAAAUGUUUAAUUCCAAGGAAGAAUAAGACCAAUUGCAUUCUCACAGUUUUCAUGUUAAUAAUGGUAAUCAUCAUGUUUACCAAGUAUAUUCGCAUGAUUACCUACGAUGAUCAUGUAGCUAAUGACGAAGAUCCUAUCGUGAUCAGGCGCCAAAUUCUGGAUGAAACAAACCUUGAAAAUGUGCAGUCUCCUAGCAUAUGGAGAAAUCCCAAAAGCGAUGACCGCUACGGAUGCAUUGAUCGUUUGGGAGGUGAAACAAGAAAUCGAAGUGCUCUAACAAAUGGUUACAUCCUAGUUCAGGCAAAUGGUGGGUUGAACCAAAUGAAAAUGGGGAUAAGUGACAUGGUAGCGAUUGCAAAACUCAUGGAUGCGACUUUGGUUCUUCCAACCGUAGAUCACAAGUCAUUUUGGACAGAUCCAAGUGAUUUUAAAGAUCUCUUCGACGUCAAGCGGUUCACGACAACCCUACAAGAUGACAUCGACAUAGUUGAUUCACUUCCACCUCAUGUUGCAGGAAUCGCACCCCACCAAAAGGAUCCAGUUUCGUGGUCAAUGCCCAGUUACUAUCAAGGUGAGAUUCUUUCCCUGUUGAGGCGUCAGAAAGUGGUUAAAUUUCUUCACACUAAUUCGCGGCUCGCUAACAAUGGCAUCCCGGAUUCCAUCCAAAAGCUUAGGUGUCGAACCAUGUAUGAAGCCUUGAAAUCCACAAAGGAGAUCAAUGAGCUUGCAAGAAAGCUAGUCAACAGACUUAAACAAAACAACGAGCAUUAUCUUGCUCUACAUUUGAGAUUUGAAAAGGACAUGUUAGCUUUCACCGGCUGCACUCAUGGUCUUUCUGAAAAGGAAGCCGACGAGCUUAAAGCACUGAGGUACGGAGUAAAGCAUUGGAAGAUUAAGAAUAUCAAAAGCAUGAAAAAACGACAACAAGGGAAUUGCCCUUUGACGCCUCGUGAGUCUGCUAUUUUUCUCCAGGCUAUGGGAUUUCCCUCGAGUACGAAGAUAUAUAUUGUGGCGGGUGAGAUCUAUGGAGAACAUGGACUCGAAUAUUUUAAGGAAAAGUAUCCUAAUGUAUCAACUCACUCUACUUUAGCAACGGAAGAUGAGCUAAAGCCUUUUAAAGACAUGCACAAUCAGCUUGCUGCAUUGGAUUAUACACUAGCACUUGCGAGCGAUGUUUUUGUGUACACCUAUGAUGGAAACAUGGCUAAGGCUAUCCGUGGACACCGGAUGUUCAAAGGGUUCGAGAAAACGAUUUAUCCCGAUAAAAGGAACUUUGUGAAGGUGUUUGAUCGACUAGACGAAGGACGUUUGAGUUGGGAAGAUUUUUCAUUACAGAUUCAUUUCUUGGUCAUCCGCCUGUACGCGAUACACAUCAGAUCGAUCUCUGUUCGUCUCCCCGAUUCCACUCUCCUGAUCUUCCGAUUCCUUAACCCAGGAUAUGGGUCUGUGGACACUAUUAGAGGGGUGUUUGCUUAUAGCAAAUGCACUAGCAGUAUUGAAUGAAGAUCGUUUUCUUGCACCUAGAGGAUGGAGCUUUCAAGAGUACUCAGGGGUGAAAAGAAAUUCCUUCAAAGGACAAAUCAUUGGUCUCAUUUAUGCAACCCAAUACUUGAGAGUUAUAUUGAUAAUGCUCAACUCCCUCUGCAUUGUGGUGAAGCUAGUUUCUGGAUAAUUAUCCAAAGUAAGUCAUUCUUCAAGGCUGGACCUAGUCACUGAAAACUCGAGUGGAUUUUGUUGAAAAUCAAAUAAUCUUUUCUGUGUAAUAGUUGCUUUUGAUCCAUAUUUCAGUUAGUGUAUUGAGUUUGCUGUAGCAUUUGUUUAAUUGUGUUAAAUCAUCUUCUUUUUUGUUAUUGUUACGUGACAAUCCACAUUUUUUGGUGAAGCAAGAAAUUUCGGUUUUUGUUGUA
Lactuca virosa is the source of this 2108-nucleotide messenger RNA. The record is from the annotation of a GenBank genome assembly. Lineage: Eukaryota; Viridiplantae; Streptophyta; Magnoliopsida; Asterales; Asteraceae.